AUGAUACGCUGCUCCGAGUCCAGGAACGACGAGGGCUCGUCGAGCAGGUACACACUGGCGCUCUUGCCGAGCGCGAGCACGAUGGCGACGCGCUGGAGCUCACCUCCGGAGAGCGUCUUGACCUCCUGGUCGAUGAUGUUCUCGAGACUCAUUGGCUUGACGACGUCGGUCUGGAACUGCGGAUGCAUGAACGCUGCCUUGAUCUGCUUCAGGAGCAGCAUCCGGACCGUGCCCGGGAACUUGGGCGAGAUGGCCUGCGGCUUGAGCGAGACCGAGAGCUCCUGGCGAUCCGUCUCGACGUCGGGCGUGUCACCUGCGAGGAGACGCACGAACGUCGUCUUUCCCAUGCCGUUCUCGCCGAGCAUGACGAUGAUCUCCGAGUCGGUGAAGCUACCGGGCUCGACAGUCAGCUUGAAGCCACCAAUCUUGUCGAUAAUGAUCUCCUCCGCGGUCUCGACCAUCUUGAACGAAAGGGAUUCUUCACGGAAUCGCAAGUUCUCGGUAGGGAUGAAACCAUCCAAGAAGAUGUUGAUACCUUCGCGGACAGAGUAA
This is a messenger RNA of Phanerochaete carnosa HHB-10118-sp, 552 nucleotides long. RefSeq lists its product as uncharacterized. The record is from RefSeq and is a predicted model, not a curated record. NCBI's taxonomy places the organism in Eukaryota, Fungi, Basidiomycota, Agaricomycetes, Polyporales, Phanerochaetaceae. Bases 1 to 552 code for a protein of 183 amino acids. The transcript has 2 exons.